Effrenium voratum is the source of this 1593-nucleotide messenger RNA. Lineage: Eukaryota; Dinophyceae; Suessiales; Symbiodiniaceae. The record is from the annotation of a GenBank genome assembly.
AUGAGCGCAUUUUCCAUGCUGCCGUGCUCUUCGAUGGAUGACGCUUCGCAUUUGCCGCUCGGCGAGCCGAUCGUGGAUGAGGACAUCUACGUGGAUCCGGAUGAUGUGGAAGAUCCCGAUGAGAAGGGCGAGGACGCCUGGCUCCCCAACGUGGUGGCGGAGUGGUCGAAGCGGGUGAAGCGUGCCAGCGCCCGUCAGGUGAUGCCCAUCGAGGAAGACGGCCACGGGACGCGGCAUGUGGAGUACACCUGCGUGCGCUACAUCUACGACGAUGAGCCGGAGUGCUUCGUGCCCAUGGGCCUCAUCGAGCCCAACCCGCAGGAAGCCCAUAAGGUGCUGAGGCAGGGCGGUCUGUCGAAGGAUGCGGCGAGGGAGAAGCUUGGAUCGCAGAACCUGGCGGCCUGCGGCGAGAACACCAUCCACGUCCAUGUGCCAGGAAGGAAUAUGCCCGGCAGCCCCGGAACUUACCCCCAGGACUUCACCUACAUCUUCAACUCCAUCGGCAGUUGGGCCUACGUCGCCUACUCCACCUGGAACAUCGGCUUCAUUUGGCUCUCUAUGAUGCUGGGUUCCGGGAUCUAUCGGGCCCUCUUCAUCAUCCGCCCCAACCAGCGGAAGAUCGCAGACAUGGCCGCCAUGAAGCAGCAAUGCACCGUGCUGCGAGACGGCGCUUGGAAGGACGUGGAUGUCUCCAAGAUUGUGCUGGGCGAUGUGGUUCGGAUCAUGGACGGCAACGACGCAAAGCUGCCGUGCGACGGCAUCCUGUUGCAGGGCAGCCUGAUCGUGAACGAGUCGAUGCUCACAGGUGAGCCGAUGCCCAUCGCCAAGGCGCCGGUGGAGGACACGGCGAACUACAAGGUCACCGACAAGCUGAACAAGGCCUAUGCUGGCACACUGGCCCUGGAGUCUACGGGGCCGGGGGAUGGCAAGGCAUUGCUCUACUGCACCAACGUGGGUGCCCUGACCACGCGAGGCCAGCUGGUCCGGAUGGUGCUCUUUCCUGCCAGCGUGAAGUUCAAGUACAACGACCAGCUGCCGAUCGUCUACGGCAUCAUGAGCAUCUAUGUGGCUGUCAUUGUCCUGGUGCUGGUCUUCUGCACGGACAUCGGCUCCGCGGUGGCCACCUUCCUCACGGUCCUGUGCACUGUGGCCAUGGCUCUGAACCCCAUGCUGCCCGUGUCCAUGGUCAUGGGCCAGUCCGUGUCUGCGGGGCGCCUGGACGACCCCAAGGGCAAGUACAAGAUCAAGUGCCUCCAGCCCGGCAGGACGAUUCCGAUCGCCGGGAAGAUUUCGACGAUGGUCUUCGACAAGACAGGGACCAUCACCAAGGGGGGCAUGGACUUUGCCGGGGUCUACGGCGUGGAGAACGCCCGCUUCUUCUCGGAGGUGCACUUUGACGCCAAUGAACCGGAGUGUGCGGCGAACAGGGAGCUCAUUAAGGACACGUCAAGAGUGCCGCCAGGGCUGCGCCGCGCCCUGGCCACCUGCCACACGGUGAAGCAGCUGGCCAGCACUGGGGAGCUGGUCGGGAACCAGGUGGAGUGCGCGAUGGUGCGCACCGUCGGCUGGAAGCUGGGUAACAAGGAGGGAUGA